AUGGCUGUAGAUUUGAACAUACGAAAUCGGCAACAAAUUGGAAUCAACACCAGCUUCAACAUUAGCUUCAUCAUUUGGAACGUCAAAAACGACAGGAAAAACAUCAGAAACAACAAUGGUAGCAACGGUAAUCACACAGAUACCAACAUCGACAGCAACAACGUCGACAGCAACAACAUCAACUGCAACAACUUCGAUGGUGGCAAGAUCGAUGACAACAUGGGCCCCGACAUCUGCACCAACAUCGGCACCAACAUCGUCAUCAACAUCACCAUUAUCAUCCGCAUCGACAUCAUCAAUGACAUCGCCAACACCAUGGACAUUCACAUGAAAAAACACGAAGAUGAAGUGGGGGCGUGCGUGAGCGCCUACCUGCUCGUCGUCGUCGUGCGGCCGCUGGAAGAAGAAGACGUCGGCGACGCUCUUGGACUUGGGGCGCGGGCGCGGGGGCGGCGACGCCGGCCGCAUGCUCUUCUUGCGAGCGCCUCCGCCCACGCGUCCGCCGUGGCCGCAGCGGCGCGCACCUGCCGCACCAGCACAACGUACUCACACACACGCCUCCGACACGUAUUAUUUAUCUCAAUAUUUCAUUCCUUUGAUUUCCGUGGUCGGCGCGUGGGUGGGGUGGGGUGGGCAAGUACCUUGGCGUGCCGCGAGCGCGGCGGCGACGCCUGUGGCCGCUUGCCCUGGCGGUGGGCCCGGGCCGCGGGCGAGGGCGAUACGGCGCGCUCGAAGGACGGCCCAGCCCGGCGCGGGCGCGCCGGCGCCACCACGGCGACGUGUCCGCCGCGGCCGCCUGCCUCUCGCCGCCUUGCGCGCCGCGCUUCCUGCGAUACACCCACGCUCACACACGCAACACGCAGAGUGGGAGAGAGAGAAAGAAAGAGAGUGGGAGAGAGAGGAAAGAAAGAGAGUGGGAGAGAGAGCAAAGAGAGUGGAGAGAGAGAAAGAGAGUGGAGAGAAGAAAGAGAGUGGGAGAGCGAGAAAGAGAGUGGGAGGAGAGAAAGAGAGAGUGGGAGAGAGAGAAAAGAGGAGUGGGCAGAGAGAGAAAGAGCAAGUGGAGAGGAGAGAAAGAAAGAGAGAGGGAGAGAGAUGUGGGAGAGAGAGAAGGAGUGGGAAGAGAGAACAGAGAGAGUUGGGAGAGAGAGAAAGAGCGAGUGGGAGAGAGAGAAAGAAGCGAGAGGGAGAGAGAGAAAAGAGGCGAGUGGGAGAGAGAGAAAGAGGCGUAGUGAGAGAAGAGAAAGAGCGAGAGGGAGAGAGAGAAAGAAUGAGAGAGACAAGAGCGAGUGGGAGAGAGAGAAGAGAGAGUGGAGAGAGAGAAAAGAAGAGAGUGGAGAGAUAGAAAGAAUCUGGGAGAGAGAGAAAGAAGAGUGGCGAGAGAGAGAAAGAAAAGCCGAGAGAAAAGAGCCGUGGGAGAGAGAGAAAGAAGAGUGGGGCGAGAGAAAGAGAGAGUGGGAGAGAGAGAAAGAGAGUGGGAGAGAAAGAGAAAGAGCAAGUGGGAAGGAGAAGAGAGAAAGAAAGAGAGAGGGAGAGAGAUAG
Messenger RNA from Gryllus bimaculatus (two-spotted cricket), 1539 nucleotides. NCBI's taxonomy places the organism in Eukaryota, Metazoa, Arthropoda, Insecta, Orthoptera, Gryllidae. The record is from the annotation of a GenBank genome assembly.